Atta colombica is the source of this 1346-nucleotide messenger RNA. It is a transcript of the gene Rrp42, whose product is annotated as exosome complex exonuclease RRP42. The coding region runs from base 210 to 1088 and encodes 292 amino acids. The record is from RefSeq and is a predicted model, not a curated record. Gene Ontology annotation, biological process: U4 snRNA 3'-end processing; U5 snRNA 3'-end processing; nuclear polyadenylation-dependent mRNA catabolic process. NCBI's taxonomy places the organism in Eukaryota, Metazoa, Arthropoda, Insecta, Hymenoptera, Formicidae. Gene Ontology annotation, cellular component: cytoplasmic exosome (RNase complex); nuclear exosome (RNase complex). The transcript is spliced from 6 exons.
AUGUAUAUAAUAGUUCCCAAAUUGAAACUGGAUGUACUAGUGUGGCGCUAGUGUAUAGGUGAUUUUAUUUAUUUUUCAAUUUAAAUGAGGUUAUGUCAUCCUCAAUCAUCUUGUUCUAGUGAGAAAUACAACUGGUACUGAUAAAUACUUUUAUGAUUGCGUUUCCGAGUUAGAUUCGACGUUAGAUUGAUGAAGUUAAUCUUUGUGAGAUGGCCGAAAUCCCUUUGAGUUUGGGCGAGAAGACAUUUAUUAUUCACGGGGUUGAUCUUGAUCUCAGAAAUGACGGUCGAUCGAGAUAUCAGUAUCGUCCUAUCGAGAUCGAAACUAAGCUGAUGAAGCAUACCCAUGGAUCAGCGAGAUUACGUAUAGGCAAUAUUACAGAUGUAUUAGUUGGCGUAAAACUUGAAAUUGACACACCGUAUGCUGAAAAACCAGAGGAAGGCAAAUUGGAAUUUUUCGUAGACUGUUCUGCUAAUGCUACACCGGCAUUUGAAGGCAAAGGUGGGGACGAUUUGGCGACUGAAAUUAGCAACGUCCUUUCCAUGGCCUAUCAGACACCAGACGCCUUCGAUUUAAAGCAGCUGUGUAUAAUACCUCGUCAGAAAUGUUGGAAAAUGUACGUGGACAUUUUGAUCCUUCAAUGCGGUGGAAAUCUAUUCGACGCUGUUGGUACUGCGGUGAAAGCGGCGUUGUAUAAUACUGAAAUUCCAAGGGUGAUCACAGCCACACUCGACGGUAACGAACCAGAUAUUCAGGUAUCAGACGAUCCUUACGACUGUAUUAAACUAGACGUCACAAAUUACCCAGUGGUACUAACAAUAUGCAAGAUUGGUGACAACUUCGUGAUAGAUCCAACAUCGGAAGAAGAAUCUUGCAGUACUGCUAGUAUCCUUAUGUCCGUGAUGCCGAACGGCAAGAUGACGUCUGUAGUCAAGCUGGGAUACGGCAGCUUGUUGCCUAAUACUUUGAUUAAGAUGUUGCAGGUUGGAAAGGAUAUCAGUUUCAAGCUAAACGAAGCUCUUAUGAAAGGACUGGAAGAGGAAAAUAAGCUCGGCCAAACGAAGCCCAUAUUUGGAUUUCUCAGAUAACAUUGCGCGAUACGUUGUUAUGGAUUUUAAAAGAUACAAAUAUAUUUUUUUCAAAUUCUUAGUUAUGUGGAUUCGUUAGACUGCAUAGUACUCCUCGUUAUUUUUUAUAACUGUUAACAUUACGACGCAAUAUUUCUCAAACUCUAACAGAACAUUUUUAAUACGUAAAAUUUGAAGAUUGCAUUAAGAUUGUAAAAUGAAAUAUCAAUAGUAUAGUUUCAAUAGCAUUUGACUAUAGUAUAACAAAAUUUAAUUGUG